AUACAAGCCCAAUGCGCCAUCAUAAUGUUUGAUGUAACAUCAAGAGUUACUUACAAGAACGUGCCUAACUGGCAUAGAGAUCUGGUGCGAGUGUGUGAGAACAUCCCCAUUGUGUUGUGUGGCAACAAAGUGGACAUCAAGGACAGGAAAGUGAAGGCAAAGUCUAUUGUCUUCCACCGGAAGAAGAACCUCCAGUACUACGACAUUUCUGCCAAAAGUAACUACAACUUUGAGAAGCCCUUCCUCUGGCUCGCUAGAAAGCUCAUUGGAGACCCUAACUUGGAGUUUGUCGCCAUGCCUGCUCUUGCCCCACCGGAGGUGGUCAUGGAUCCAGCCUUGGCCGCGCAGUACGAGCAUGACCUGGAGGUUGCUCAGACCACCGCUCUCCCGGAUGAGGAUGACGACCUGUGAGAAGGCGAAGCUGGAGCCGGCGUCAGAAGUCUAGUUUUAUAGGCAACUGUCCUGUGAUGUCAGCGGUGCCGCGCGUGUGCCACUUUAUUAUCUAGCUAAGCAGAACAUGUGCUUCAUCUUUGGGAUGCUGAAGGAGAUGAAUGGGCUUCAGAAUGAAUGUGGCAGUUAAAUACCUUCAUUUUUUGGACUUGCAUACUUAGCUGUUUGGAAAGCAGUUGUUUCCUUCUUGAGUUUCAAAGACAAGACUGCUACAGUCACAUCACAAUAUCCAGUGGUGAAACCUUGUUUGUUACUGUCAUUCCCAUUCCCUUCGUUUAGAAUCAGAAUAAAGUUGUAUUUCAAGUACCUAA
Molecule: messenger RNA, 761 nt
Organism: Dipodomys ordii (Ord's kangaroo rat)
Lineage: Eukaryota; Metazoa; Chordata; Mammalia; Rodentia; Heteromyidae
Gene: Ran
Product: RAN, member RAS oncogene family
Exons: 4
Coding region: 25-411 (128 amino acids)
Biological process (GO): ribosomal subunit export from nucleus; protein import into nucleus
Cellular component (GO): cytoplasm; nucleus
Molecular function (GO): GTP binding; GTPase activity
Source: RefSeq, a predicted model, not a curated record